UUAAGGUAUGAGAGUAGAGGGGGCAACUUACAGAACAGUUGGUGGUGGUGCAGGCCCUAUAUGGUUAGAUGACAUGGCGUGUGAGGGAAGUGAGACAUCGCUUUUCGAAUGUAGACACAGAGGCUGGGGAAGCCAUACCUGCAGCCACAAUGAGGAUGUUGGUAUCACCUGCGGUGGCUUAUUAAGUACAGCAAGUGUUAACAAAGUGUCUACUUUGAAACACGUGUCCCUAGUUAAUACAACUCUUGGACUCUACAUCACAGGAAUCAUGCCGUCCAUAUUUCACGACAUAGAAUCAUUUGGUUCCAGUCAGAAUGGAAUCACCUUCGAUGAACCUGAUGUGAUAGGAAAUGCAUCAAAGGUUUUGCUGGAAAAUAUCAAAACAUCUGGGAAUCAUGACAAUGGUUUGGUUUGGAAGGAGAACUCUUACAGAAUGUCCAACGUUGAAUUUGUUAAUAUAAAGUCCACGAGAAACCAACAAUUUGGGCUAUAUUAUACUGGUUCGUAUCAGAGCAUAUCAGUGACUAACAGUGAAUUGACUGACAACAUAUAUGGAGCAGUAUAUUCUUCUCUUUCAACAUCAUCACUGAACAUUGAGUCUUCAGAAAUAUCAAGAAACACACACGGAGCCCUAUACUCAAAACCAGCAUUCGACUCGGAGUUUAACUGUACUGUAAGAGAUUGUGAUAUUGCUAACAACGGUAUUGUCUCAGACACAUCAAACAGUACAUUUUACUUCAGCCCAAUUGGACAAAAAUACAACGGUGUGUUUUUUCUGAACAACAGAUUCAUUCAAAAUACUGGAGGAAGGAUGGUACAUUAUUAUGGUCAAAGAGGAUAUAGUAGUCAACAUGUUGUCAUUUUGAGCAAUAACACACUGUUUGAAAACACAGGAGUCGCGUUGUAUAUGGAAUAUAUUGGUAACAAUGCUAGACUAUCAUUUCAUGACAACCAUAUUGAAGGGAACAAUGUAAAUCCUGCAGCAUCAGGAAAUGAUGCAUAUAUGUUUUAUGGAAGAUUUUACGAAGGAGGAUCAUUUAACCUCGACUUGGAGAGAAAUGUUGUUGUUAACAACACAGGCGGAAGCCUUCUGAAAAUUGCACCAUACUACCAUUGGAAUAAUCCUACCCGAAGUAUGAAAAUUAGGUUGGAGUACAAUGUGUUGGAAAAUAACCAUGUUUCAACAUCCAUCGAUUUAAGUCAGAAGAUUUAUGGUGUAAAAGCUCACAACAAUGUAUUGUAUAACCCUAUGGCAGUUCAUGAAGUAAGCUCGGCAACAAGAAAACCAUUAAUGGUAUAUCACUUUGAACACAAUUACUGGGGACCAAGAAACUUUAGUGAAAUACAGAAAUCAUUAUACAGUCACCACGACGACAUCAAUUUGAAUCGACUAUUUAUUCACCCUUUCACAACCAACCGUGAAUUAACCGAGUUCAAUGAAGAUAGCGAAGCUGACUUUUUGGAGACAUCAGUGUUUGGAGGUGAUGUUGUUCAGAAUGUUGUUGUGGAAUAUAGAACAGAGGCAUAUUAUGUGAAGCGAUCCAUAUAUAUAAGGUAAGGUUAGUUUGUAAUAUACAGUAAUAAGUUGUUUAGGAUGUAAUGUCUGAUUAGAUCUAACAGCAAGGCAUGUUAUUGUAAUGUAAAACGAAGAG
Molecule: messenger RNA, 1652 nt
Organism: Owenia fusiformis
Lineage: Eukaryota; Metazoa; Annelida; Polychaeta; Sabellida; Oweniidae
Source: the annotation of a GenBank genome assembly